AUGCCGAGUACUGGGGUUAUAUGGUUAUCUAACGUCAAUUGCGAUGGUGCAGAACAAAAUAUUACCAGUUGUUCUCACGGAAGCUGGGGACAGCAUUCUUGCAGUUACAUCGAAAACGUCGGAGUAGAGUGUAGUACAACAGUUAUUGAAGACAAACCUGUGACACUGAGGUUACAAGGACCAUUGAGCGCUAAUGGAACAGGUCGGGUUGAAGUACUUUACAAUGGGAAAUGGGGGACAAUCUGUGAUGAUGAUUGGGAUAUAAACGAAGCUCGAGCUGUAUGUCAACAACUUGGUUAUCCAGAUGCGAUAAGAGCUCUUGAAGGUCAUCAGACACCCCCAGGUGUUGGUCAUAUUUGGUUAUACGGUGUUGGUUGCACAGGAAUAGAACAAAACCUGACCAGUUGCUCUUAUUCCGACUGGGGAAAGGGAGAUACAUGGUGCACACACGAAGAAGACGCUGGGGUAGAAUGCAGUACAGGCGAGAAUGACUACUUCCAUGUGUUUUUGUUGUUGAAUAAUAAUGAUUACGAUGUGAUUAUCACGGCAAAUUUCCAGGGUCAGCUCGAAAAUUUUCAUCUCAAACAAAAAGAAAGAAUGGUGAAAACGAAGAAAUCGAAUAGAAAAGAAUCGUUGGCGGUUAGUGCAGUCGACGCUGAUAGGAGGCAAAAGGUUAACAUCAAUGGACAAUCUGUUGUUUAUCUGGAAUCAACGAUUGAAGCAUUGUUGUCCUUAAACGUUCUUAUCAUCCGUGCGCCGUAAUCCAAGAAACGAAAUAUUGCAAGAAAGGGAGCAACUCCACAAUACCUAUAUACUCUUUAUUACUUAAGAAGUAAAUAUUUGUUCGAAGAAUGAAUACUUUACUGGCUGUGGCAAUUAUAAAAGGACAAACGUGUAUAGCCUGUAGAAUGUCAUUGGGGUUAAAAAUUCUAAUUUUGAAUGUUGGUUU
This is a messenger RNA of Dendronephthya gigantea, 949 nucleotides long. Its product is annotated as scavenger receptor cysteine-rich type 1 protein M130-like. Lineage: Eukaryota; Metazoa; Cnidaria; Anthozoa; Malacalcyonacea; Nephtheidae. Gene Ontology annotation, cellular component: membrane. The transcript is spliced from 5 exons. Bases 1 to 762 code for a protein of 253 amino acids. The record is from RefSeq and is a predicted model, not a curated record.